Molecule: messenger RNA, 1287 nt
Organism: Ceratitis capitata (Mediterranean fruit fly)
Lineage: Eukaryota; Metazoa; Arthropoda; Insecta; Diptera; Tephritidae
Gene: Ublcp1
Product: ubiquitin-like domain-containing CTD phosphatase 1
Exons: 2
Coding region: 78-1085 (335 amino acids)
Biological process (GO): protein dephosphorylation
Cellular component (GO): nucleus
Molecular function (GO): protein binding; protein serine/threonine phosphatase activity
Source: RefSeq, a predicted model, not a curated record
UUUGUUGCUUUACAUCUUCUGUUGUGAAUUUGUUUUUCUACCCGGUGCACUGAAUUCGUAUAAAUUUUUACUUCGCAAUGGCAUCCGAGUCAGAACCUUCAACUUCAACUUCCCAAGGAAUUAUUGAAAUACACCAAGUUCCCAUCAUUGUAAAAUGGGGUGGCAAAGAGUAUACAGUAACAGAUUUAACGGAUCAGGACACUGUAGCUGUGCUGCGUCAUGAAAUCUUCAAACUCACACAGGUGCGACCUGAAAGGCAAAAAUUACUGAAUCUCAAAUAUAAAGGUCAAGUAGCACCAGAUGAUACCAAAAUAUGCCUACUGGAGUUGAAACCUAAGUUUAAACUUAUGAUGGUCGGCUCUACUGAAGCAGCUAUAGAGGGGGCAUGUCAGUUGCCUGAUGAAAUAUCUGAAGUAAUAGAUGAUUUUGACGUUGCCGAGGAAGAAGAUCUAGUUGAAACAUCGCCCGUUUACCUAUCGAAAGUGCAACGACGUAUAAAGGAGUAUAAAAUAAAUGAACUUAAUCCACCACGAGAAGGUAAGCGCCUGCUUGUUCUCGAUAUUGAUUAUACUCUAUUCGACCAUCGAUCGACUGCGGAAACUGCAGCAGAACUAAUGCGUCCUUACCUACAUGAAUUUCUUGAAUCUGCUUACGAGGAUUAUGAUAUUGUCAUUUGGUCGGCAACUAAUAUGCGUUGGAUAGAGGAAAAAAUGAAAUUAUUGGGUGUAAGCACAAAUCCCAAUUACAAGAUAAUGUUCUAUUUAGACACUUCUGCCAUGAUAUCAGUUUACACAAUUGAACGCGGUGUCGUAGAUGUGAAACCACUUGGACUGAUUUGGGGCCAAUAUAAGCAAUACAGUUCCAAGAAUACCAUCAUGUUUGACGAUAUACAUCGUAACUUUUUAAUGAAUCCACGUUCGGGCUUGCGUAUACGUCCUUUUAGGCAAGCACAUAUUAGUCGACAUACGGACAAAGAGCUGGUGAAACUUUCCAAGUACCUAAAGGAUAUCGCAUUGCAUUGUGAUGAUUUUAAUAAAUUAAAUCAUCGUAAAUGGGCGCAAUAUGACCCCAGUAAACGACGGUAAUAAAUAGGGGAAAUUGUUUCAUAUAUUUUUUUUUUAAAUAAAAAAUGCUAUUGAUUAAAAAUUGAAUGCGUCCUCGCUUAGAUGAGCGUUAUUUCUUACGUAUUUGCACAUCUGCUGGGCAACGAAAUUUUAUAUAAAUCUUUUUUAUUAAGUUGUAACGCGCAUUUGCAUUUGAAUUCAUUUUGUACUUUUUAGUUCAUGU